This is a messenger RNA of Penicillium verrucosum, 876 nucleotides long. RefSeq lists its product as uncharacterized. The coding region runs from base 1 to 876 and encodes 291 amino acids. The transcript has a single exon. NCBI's taxonomy places the organism in Eukaryota, Fungi, Ascomycota, Eurotiomycetes, Eurotiales, Aspergillaceae. The record is from RefSeq and is a predicted model, not a curated record. Gene Ontology annotation, molecular function: protein binding.
AUGUCAGAGAAAGCUCAACCUCGGGCCCUCGCGAUCCCCGAGAUCGUAACCUCAAUCCUACAUCAAAUGGACACGCGCACGCUGCUCGCCGCCCAAAGAAUCAGUCGCACGUGGAAAGAUCUGAUCUGCAACACGCAGUCACUUCAGGAGGCCUUAUUUCUCCGACCAAGCAGUAAUGGCCAUGACCUCACCCCUCGAGUCGACAACCCACUGCUAGCAGAAGCGUUCCCUUCACUAUUCCGGUCGCCAGACCGGGACAAUGCGCAGGGACAAUAUAUUAGCCUAACGGAUCUUGCCUGGGAGAAAGACUCCACUACUCGAGCGAUGUUCAUUCGCCCAGAAGCAAGCUGGCGCCGAAUGCUUACACACCAACCACCUCUCUACCGAGCCGGUGCAUUCCAAUCCAGCUGCACACCUUUUGGCUGGGGGUGGAGUCAGGAAAAGGCAGGCAUUGCGGAAGAUGGACUCCGGAUGGCACCGCUCUUUGAAUACUUGAUUGAUCGAGACCCGGACGAUUGGGCUUACGGGAUGUCAAUCGAGAUCUUUUUCCCGUCUUCUUCCCCUAUCGGGCUCCUUGCAUUAGACAAAUAUAAGAAUUGGUGUGAGGCUUAUGGAGCCGAUUGGGCUUGGAGGGAAAUGAUGGGGCAAUUUGAUCUUGUGCUGCAGGUUGAAGGGAGUACUACCUGUACGUCUGAGAUGGAUUAUGAGGAGGAGCAGGAGGAAAGGGAAAAGGAGGCUAAGGAGAAGGGGGUGAAGCUUCCAGACACUGGUAUGGUUGUGUCGAAAAGAAUCUGUGAAUGUUAUCGGGAAUUGGGUGUGAAGAUGGAGGGCCUUCGGAUGGAGGAGUAUAAUAAAGGGUGGGGCAUGUGGGACUAA